GAACGGAGCGGUGCGGUGCGGUGCGGGGCAGCGGCGGCAGCGGCAGCGGCAUGGAGAGGGGGGUGUGCGUCUUCGGGGAUCCCAAGGUCGAACUUCACGUCCACCUGGAUGGAGCCAUUAGGCCAGAAACAAUCUUGCACUUUGGCAGGAAAAGAGGGGUUCCUCUCCCCGGCAGCACUGUUGAUGACCUCCUGAAGCAUGUCAGCUACAAAACACCACUGUCACUUACCCAGUUUCUGGAAAAGUUUAAUCACUACAUGCCUGCCAUUGCGGGUGACCGUGAGGCGGUGAGGAGGAUCGCCUAUGAGCUUGUGGAAACGAAAGCAAAAGAAGGUGUCAUCUACGUGGAGGUCCGGUACAGCCCUCACCUCCUGGCCAACUGCCGCGUGGAUCCCAUCCCCUGGGGCCAAACCGAGGGAGACCUCACUCCAGAUGAAGUCGUUAACCUCGUAAAUCAGGGACUACAGGAUGGAGAAAGGGAUUUCCGCAUCAAAGCCAGGUCUAUUCUAUGCUGCAUGCGCCAUAUGCCAAGCUGGUCUCCGGAGGUGGUGGAGCUCUGCAAGAAGUAUCAAAACAACUCUGUGGUGGCCAUCGACCUGGCUGGGGAUGAGACCCUGAAGGUGGAGGAUACCUCUGACCAUAAGAAGGCUUAUGAGGAAGCUGAAAGAUGCGGGAUCCAUCGCACCGUCCAUGCUGGGGAGGCUGGCCCACCUGCCAUGAUCAAGGAGGCAGUUUAUCUCCUGAAGGCUGAGCGCAUUGGCCAUGGCUACCAUGUCCUGGAGGACCCCGAGCUCUACAAGGAGCUGUUGAAAGCCAAGAUGCAUUUUGAGGUCUGCCCUUGGUCCAGUUAUCUCACUGGGGCAUGUCAUCCGGACUUCGGGAAACACCCAGUAACACAAUUUAGGAAGGAUCGCGCUAACUAUUCUAUAAACACGGACGACCCCCUCAUCUUUAACUCCAGCAUUGACAAGGAUUACAGCAUAGUGAAGGACUACAUGGGCUUCACCGAGGAGGACUUCAAGACAGCGAACAUCAACGCAGCUCAGUCCAGCUUCUUGCCCGAGAAGGAAAAGCAGGAGCUGCUCAACACGCUGUACGAAGCCUACGGGAUAGUCCCCAACGCAUCGUGACCCGUCCCCACGAGCCAGCGUGGAGCCGUGGCCCUUCUUCAUGCGUGCUUGACUCUCCUCCGUGCUAGUGGGAGCACUGGGAGAAGGUGCCCAGAGUCACCUCUAUUACUGGCACCCCUGCGUUAACCCUUACAGUGCUAAGCAGAAUCAGGCUAUCACACACACCUACCAAUCACCCCCACAAACUCUCUCCCAAAUCGAUAUCCAGCUUCCUAUCUUGCUGUUGUGUAAGCAAACUAAAACUGCCUCCUGGCCUGACUCCCUCCUUCACCUGCCGGUCUUUCUGUACUGCAAAUGAGAACAGAAGAACCUCCCCUGCUUUUUUUUUUUCCCCUUCUUUCCUCCUCCCCUUCUUUCUCUCUCCUCCUAGCCCUUGUCUGCAGUGCAGAAAUAACCACCUUUAGCGGUGACUGUGGCCUGGGUUAAUCUUCACCUUUCCGGGGAAAAGGUGGGUUGGUGCUGAGAGGGAGAGAGCAGACACUUCAGAAACAGAGGAUUUAUUCUUAUCCGUGUGGGUAGGAGGGGUUGGCCACAGCUAUAUUUACCUAGGGUUAGUCUUGUACUAACAAGACAGGAACGAGCUGGAAGCCGGUGCUCUUGCCCGUACACAGGUCUGAAGGGCAUUAAAAAAAAAAUGCAAUUUUUUUGGGGUGUCCUUUCUUGGAUAAGGGCUCCCGUGUAUCAGGCCUCCCAAUGUCACUGCUGCAGAAGCGCACACCUUGGGCUCAGGCUCCAGCUGUGCUCACAGCUGGCCAUGACCGUGCCCACACAUGCAUAGGAAGUUGGAAUGUAUUUUUUACCAUUUUGGGCCAAAAUCUGCCUUCUGGGACUUUUCCUAGUUUUGUACUCAUCCCGGAGAAUUCCUGUGAACUGCAGUUUGCUCUUCCUCUAUCUUUGCUUAGGACUUGGAAAAACCACACUGGAUUGCCUGUUUUACCCAUUCUGCCCUUUUCCUGAUUUGACAUAAUCUUUAGGCACUAUUAAAACCAAGUAAGUAAAUUAGUAAGCCAGGACCCAGUGUCACAGACUGACUCGGGUCCCAUCUGAAUUGCUUCUCUCAACCACGACACUGGCUAGACCUCAGGUCUUCAGUUUGGUGGAGAAUUCAUACAAAAAUACUCCCCAAAAUUCCCGAGAAGUUUUGGUGCAUUGUAGUAUUUUUACUUAAUAUGCCACAAAGCCAUGCAUCCAGAGAAGAGACCAUCUUUUUCUUACGUGAGUGUGUGCUGUGCUUUAGCAUCCCGGGUGUCUGCCAAGAUGCUUACUCCAAAGAUACUGUACCAAAAAGUUGCCUUUGACGAGGGGCCGUGGUCUGUGUGUCAGACUGGGCCAGUCUCAGCCAGCAGCAGCCGCGUGCUGGGAGCAUUUCCAUUCUUUCUGAGCUUCCAUUUUUGUAUUCUGAGUAAAAUAUCCAGCUCUGAAGUACAUGGUGCAUAUAUACACACAGAUAUAUAUAUAUAUCUAGCUAGAUAGAUGGUUAUGAGAGAGUGAAUUUCUUACUUUUAUAAAGCAAAUGAUAAAGCAUCACUUUUAAGAAUGUGACUGCGAUAAGAACUAGGCUUCUGGGGGGUCAUUUUUCUCCAAAAAUUGUUUCUGAAGAAGAGUUGAUUGUUUGGAUUCUGGACAUUGAUUGUUAAU
Molecule: messenger RNA, 2768 nt
Organism: Calidris pugnax (ruff)
Lineage: Eukaryota; Metazoa; Chordata; Aves; Charadriiformes; Scolopacidae
Gene: ADA
Product: adenosine deaminase
Exons: 11
Coding region: 51-1130 (359 amino acids)
Biological process (GO): T cell activation; adenosine catabolic process; hypoxanthine salvage
Cellular component (GO): cytosol; external side of plasma membrane
Molecular function (GO): adenosine deaminase activity
Source: RefSeq, a predicted model, not a curated record